Nicrophorus vespilloides is the source of this 1737-nucleotide messenger RNA. Its product is annotated as kinesin-like protein Klp10A. The transcript has 3 exons. Gene Ontology annotation, biological process: microtubule-based movement. The record is from RefSeq and is a predicted model, not a curated record. Bases 1 to 1737 code for a protein of 578 amino acids. Gene Ontology annotation, molecular function: microtubule binding; ATP binding; microtubule motor activity. NCBI's taxonomy places the organism in Eukaryota, Metazoa, Arthropoda, Insecta, Coleoptera, Silphidae.
AUGUUUCCGUAUGUUGUAUCGGAAAGGGCUGCCAAUAAUGGACCAACGAGGUAUCCGGAAAACGAGGGAGCGCCACUCUCGAAAUCAAGGGAAAGCAUGCCUCCCGCAUGGUUGAGGACGGUCGCCCCAGAAACGGAGUCCAAAAAUAGUCGGUACUCUUAUUCGCCAAGGAGCAACCAGUCGCCGAGCAGGUCUCCAUCGAAGUUAAGGAAACCCACGAACUAUAGGAAAGAUGAGAAAUCGAAGCCUUUGAAGGAGAUAGCCUUGAUCGCUAAGAAUCGCGACGAAAGAAGGGCGCGUCAGGCCGACGAGAAGGCUGUAAAGGAUGCUAUACUUUCAGCGGAGCAAGGGAAUCCUUACUGGGAAUUCCUAAAUAUGAUCAACGAGUACAGGCACAACAUCGAGUUCCAGCCUCUGAGGGAAUCCGAUAUCGUCGUUGAUAACCAAAUCACAGUGUGCGUGAGAAAGCGGCCGCUGAACGAUAAAGAGUACGGCAAGAAAGAAGUGGAUGUGAUUACGGUGCCGACAAAGGACAUCCUGAUCGUACACGAACCCAAGCACAAAGUGGACUUGACGAAAUACUUAGAUAACCAGCACUUCCGAUUUGACUACGUUUUCGAUGAGACUUGCAACAACGAAUUGGUGUACAACUUCACGGCGAAACCAUUGGUCAAAACCAUCUUUGAAGGUGGCAUGGCCACCUGCUUUGCUUAUGGUCAAACUGGUUCCGGAAAAACCCACACCAUGGGAGGAGAAUUCAAAGGAAAACAUCAGAAUUUCAAUAAUGGUAUCUACGCUUACGUUGCUCACGACGUCUUUCGCUAUUUGCAACACUCCAAGUAUAAGGACCAAAAUUUCUGCGUUUCCGCCAGCUUCUUUGAGAUCUACGGUAAAUUAGUAUUCGACCUAUUGGCUAAAAAAGAACGUCUCAAAGUACUAGAAGAUGGUAAACAAGUGGUCCAAGUGGUUGGAUUAACCGAAAAGGUGGUUGAAAGAGUUGAAGAUGUCCUGGAGCUAAUUCAACGCGGAUCACACGAAAGGACCUCUGGACAAACCUCGGCUAACUCUAAUUCUUCGCGAAGCCAUGCUGUUUUCCAAAUUAUCAUCAGGAAAUUCGGUAGGAACGUUAAAAAUGUUGUUGGUAAAUUCUCGUUGAUUGAUCUGGCUGGGAACGAACGUGGAGCUGAUACUUUCAAAUCGAACAGACAGACCAGGAUUGAAGGCGGCGAUAUAAACAAAUCCUUAUUGGCUUUGAAGGAAUGCAUUAGGGCUUUAGGUAAAAAGGGCACGCAUUGUCCUUUCAGAGGAAGCAAAUUAACUCAGGUGUUGAGGGACUCCUUUAUCGGAGAAAAAUCAAGGACUUGCAUGAUCGCUUUGAUCUCUCCAGGCGUUGCUUCUUGUGAACACUCUUUAAACACUCUACGUUACGCUGACAGAGUCAAAGAGUUGGUUGCCAACGACGUCGAUGAAUUAAUCGAUGGAAGCAACGCCUUCAAUGAAGACGUCGACGUAAGCUCAGCCGAAUGGGAUGUGCUGGAAAACAAGGACGCCUCUUUAGAAAUGAUAGAAGGAUUCCAUAGUCAAGCCAUCAAGUGGAGAGAGGUCACCAAAACUGGUGUCUACGAUAAGCUAGAGUUCUCAAGGCACUGGCGCAACAUGUGCACAGAGUUAGCUGACUUCAUGAAGGGUUCCGUCGCCAAGGCCAAUAAAUUUAAUUUGUUGCUCGAGAAGAAGUGA